Sciurus carolinensis (gray squirrel) is the source of this 441-nucleotide messenger RNA. RefSeq names its product 60S acidic ribosomal protein P1-like. The transcript is spliced from 2 exons. The record is from RefSeq and is a predicted model, not a curated record. Lineage: Eukaryota; Metazoa; Chordata; Mammalia; Rodentia; Sciuridae. Gene Ontology annotation, biological process: cytoplasmic translation; translational elongation. Gene Ontology annotation, cellular component: ribosome; cytosolic large ribosomal subunit. Gene Ontology annotation, molecular function: protein kinase activator activity; ribonucleoprotein complex binding; structural constituent of ribosome. The coding region runs from base 1 to 441 and encodes 146 amino acids.
AUGACCUUUUUCCACUCUAGUCCAUAUCAGCUCUUUUACACCAAAAGUAGGCUGCAGGGUGUGGUCGAUGUUUCUUUCUCGGGCCAUUCCAAAAUGGUGGAAAGGGUGGAAGUGAUGAAGCCACUGGCUUGCAUCUACUCUGCCCUCAUCCUGCACGAUGACAAGGUGACCGUCACAGAGGAUAAAAUCUAUGCCCUCAUUAAAGCAGCUGGUGUAAAUGUUGAACCUUUUUGGCCUGGUUUGUUUGCAAAGGCCCUGGCCAAUGUCAACAUUGGGAACCUCAUUUGCAAUGUAGGGGCUGGUGGGCCUGCUCCAGCAGCUGGUGCAGCACCAGCAGGAGGUCCUGCUCCCUCCACAGUGGCUACCCUAGCUAAGGAGAAGAAAGUGGAAGCCAAGAAAGAAGAAUCCAAUGAUGACAUGGGCUUUGGUCUUUUUGACUAA